This is a messenger RNA of Saccostrea cuccullata (small rock oyster), 2574 nucleotides long. Its product is annotated as amyloid protein-binding protein 2-like. Lineage: Eukaryota; Metazoa; Mollusca; Bivalvia; Ostreida; Ostreidae. Gene Ontology annotation, molecular function: ubiquitin-like ligase-substrate adaptor activity; protein binding. The record is from RefSeq and is a predicted model, not a curated record. The transcript is spliced from 14 exons. Gene Ontology annotation, cellular component: Cul2-RING ubiquitin ligase complex. Gene Ontology annotation, biological process: proteasome-mediated ubiquitin-dependent protein catabolic process; intracellular protein transport. Bases 70 to 1794 code for a protein of 574 amino acids.
AUUGUGGAAAGGAAACAAGAACGAUAACUCCAAAUCACAUUAGAUGUCGCACCUGUCAAAUAAUCCAAAAUGGCGUCUGCUUGUGCGUUAGAGUGGGUACCAGAUUCCUUGUAUAAUACAGCUGUUUCUGCCACAGUAUCGUCUUAUAAUAAGCACAGACGAGAAGUUAAGAGCCUCCCAGAAGAUGUGCAGUUUGACAUUUAUUAUAAAUUGUAUAACAAAGGAAGAAUAUGCCAGCUAGCCCUGGAAUUUUCAGAGUUGGACACAUUUGCAAGAGUUUUAAAGGUUAAUGACAAAAGACACUUACUUCACCACUGCUUCCAGGCCUUGAUGGACCAUGGAGCCAGUGUUUCUGAUACCCUCGCUGAUACGUUCGCUCAGCAGUUAUCUCCCCCCACGUGUCAGGAUGUCUCAGCCAGGGACAGAGCUAUACAACUGGGAUUUCAGUUAGGUGGUUUUCUCUGUGAUGCGGGCUGGUUCUCGGCCAGUGAGACAGUAUAUAAAGCCUGCCUUAAUUUAUGUCAGAUGGAUAAAGCUUACUUACACAAGUCUUUAGAAUGCAGUGUUGGGCUACUGCAUGUACAGAAUGCUAACUGUAAAUACACUGCGGCUGAUCAGACUUGUCAGAUAGCCAGACAGACCCUAGAAGAGUUACAGUCCCUGAAUUUACCCGUCAAUGCUGCAGCCUUCUACACAGAGUGCUGUGCCCUUUUGUUUGCUGAAUGUCAGUAUGAUGAGGCAAUAAAAUUUUGUUCAAGGGCUAUACAGGCAUUAUCCAAGACAUUACCAAACAAGACUAUUGUUGAUGUAUUAAGGCAGUGCUCAAAGGCUUGUGUUGUGAAACGUGAAUUUUCCAAGGCAGAAGUUCUUGUAAAGCAUGCUGUGUGUUAUGCGAGAGAGAAGUUUGGAGAUAAACACCCUAAGUAUUCUGAUGCAUUGCUGGAUUACGGAUUUUAUUUAUUAAAUGUGGAUUCAAUAACUGCUGCUGUUCAAGUAUAUCAGAUGGCACUUGGUAUACGACAGUCGGUAUUUGGAGGCAAGAACCUCUAUGUUGCCAUAGGACACGAAGAUCUGGCGUAUGCUUCUUAUGUACAAGAAUAUAGUUCUGGAAGAUUUAAUGAUGCCAAGGAGCAUGCAGAAAAAGCUAUAGAGAUACUAAGUCAUAUAUUACCAGAAGAUCAUUUGUUACUAUCCUCAUCUAAAAGAGUAAAAGCAUUAAUACUGGAGGAGAUUGCUUUGGACAGUCUCUCUAAGGAGGCCAAGGAGAAGAAUCUACAGGAGGCCCAGGAACUACACCUCCAGUCUCUGGCUCUGGCCAGGAAGGCCUUCGGGGAAAACAACGUACAAACUGCAAAGCAUUAUGGGAACCUAGGACGUCUGUAUCAGUCCAUGCAGAGAUAUGAGGAGGCAGAAGAGAUGCAUCUGAAGGCUAUAAAAAUCAAAGAGAGACUGCUAGGAAAGGACGACUAUGAAGUGGCGCUAUCUGUAGGACACUUAGCUUCCCUUUAUAACUAUGAUAUGGAGAAAUAUGCAGAGGCUGAAAAACUUUAUCUUAGAUCUAUAGCUAUUGGUAAGAAGUUAUUUGGUGAAGGUUACAGCGGUUUGGAAUAUGAUUAUAGAGGACUGUUAAAGUUAUACAGGACGACUAAUAACCUGGCUAUGGCCGACCAUUACCACGACAUCCUGCAUGAAUGGAACACCAUUAGAGACAUAAAUAAUGCUGUAGAAGUCAAACCCCUCGAAUUCUCCAUUACCACGAACUUUGAAGAAUCUGUGAAGAAGUGCUUUUCUUGAGAUUUGUCAGUGAACUACAGUGUUGCUCUUCCCACAAAUCCGUGUUCAGUAGUGUGGUAGAUUGUAAGAGAAUUGUCAGGCAUUGUAUACUUACAUGUACUUGUGAAUUUCACAGUAGUGCUGAACUGGUAUCAAAUUCUCUUCAAGUGGAUAUUGUGUGCAAUUUUUUUAUAUCGUCAAUGUUGUUGGCCCUAAUAUAGCUUACUAGCUGUAAUUAAUAGGUGCUGAUUUGCCAUUGAUUAGAUGUAGAUUUUAUUAGAAAUGUUAAAAUUCAUUUGAGUGGAGAGAGAAAUGAAAACCUUAUCUUCAUGUAAGAAUGUACAUUUACUAACAGAGAUCUAGUUGGGGAAAGUAAAGUAGACCGGCUAACAAUAUUGACUUUAAUGGAAAUUAUUUUGUGUAGUUUGGAGAAUAAUUAAUACAAUUUGAAAAUGUAAUCAGUAUUGGGAAUAUCAAUCCUUGUGUUUCAAACAUGUACUGAUAUCAUCAUUGGCGGGUUCCUGUUUUGAAAUAGUUUAAUACUGUGUUUUGUGACAUAGACUAUAGAUAUGAUCAUGACUCAAUUUUACAUAUAUGCUUGGCCGAAUCCCUAAUUACCUUGCUUUGGUUUAUGGAAAUAGUACAACCAGGGUUGUUAUGAAGACCCAGGGGGUGGAGGGGGGGGGGGGCUAGGGAAUUUCCCCGCCUAUAAAUAAUGAUGUAAUCCCACAGCUAUUUUGGUAUUCCUCCUAAACUCAGAGUUAAGAGAGGAACCCCCGGUACCCUUCUAUUUUCAAUAUG